GUAAUGGGGUUAUCAGUGUGAUUCUUCUAAUAGAAUAGAGCGUGGCUUUCGAAAAUCAUGUCGGGACGAAGCCACAGCUCUCUCCGGCGACUACGAAAAGCGACAAUGCCUGAGGUUCAAGUCAAAAGCCGCCGUCGAUGAAAAAGAGACCGUCAGGACGGAACCAGGUACUGUCAGACUAAUCGGACGAUGAGCCGCAAACGGAAAGUUAUUACUAGUUACUCUGAGCCCGCCACCGUCGACCGAAUCGGCGAGUGUCCCGACUCUCUGCUCGUUCACAUUCUCUCCCUCUUACCGAUCGAAGACGCCGUCCGAACCCAAGUCUUGUCCAAGCGUUGGCAACUCCUCUGGACCUUCCUCCCUUCCCUGCUUUUCCGUUCCCCCUUGCGUUACCCUGUGUUCAAUGACGAUGAUUCCGACGACGAGGAUUUCAGAGUUGCAAGCAGUGAUGAAUUCACCGCCUUUGUCGACAAAACGCUAAUGUUUUCCAACUCCAAGGUCGAGAAAUUCGAGGUUGGUUUCGAAUACGAGCCGCGCUUCGCUUCGAGCGUCGAUUCGUGGACUUGGUUUGCAGCGGGAAAGGGCGUCGAGGAGCUUCACCUUCAGCUCUGGCCCGACGUCUUCGAUUUGCAUGAGGAUGAACGGUACGAGUUGCCACAGAUUUUGUACGGCAAUUCUAAGUUCAGAGAGUUGCUAUUUUCAUGCUGUAGGGUUAUUCCUAAAGGAAAUGUUGCUUGGUAUUCGCUAAAGAAAUUGUCAAUCGGUUACGUGAAUUUGAGUAGUGAUGUCAUUGAAAAGAUAUUAGCGGGCAGUCCUGUGUUGGAAAUGUUGGAACUGCAUCAUUGCGAAGGUUUUCGUCGUUUGUCUGUCACUAAUUCGUGCGUGAAGAAAUUGAUCCUGAGAGAUUUUUUGUGUAAUGGGGAUGAAUUUGGCAGUGGGUUGGAAAUUUCGGCCCCUUAUCUCCUAUCGUUGGAGAUGUCGGGCGGUUUAGGGAGGAGCUGUCGAUUUAUGAACGUAUCAUCAUUGGUUGAUGCUGUCUUCAACUGCCAGUUUGUAUGUGCUGAGCAAGACCGGGCUAAUGAUACUGAAAGGAUUCAAGAUAUGGUACGAGGACUUCUUGCAAGUCUUGUUCAUGUGAAGAAUCUUAUGCUAGGUGCUUGGGCGAUUGAGGUGCUAUCAAUUAUGGAAGCAAAAGGCUUGAGUUGUCCAUUGUUGGAAUGCGAAUGUCUAACAGUACAUACACAGAUCAAUAAACAUGUGCUCCUUGGGAUAGCAAGCAUUUUGAAAAGUACACCUAAUUUGGAGAGAUUGGCCAUGACCUUGUCCCUUUUCUUAUUGGAGCACUUUGAGAUCGAACUCGCGGAGCUUUGCCGUUAUAAUGAAGAGCAAUAUUGGACAGCGCAAAAGUGGACUUACAAUUGCUUGACACUGCAUCUCAAAAAUGUUAAGAUUGCUGGUAGUUGGUGGUGUCGUGACUCCAACUUUCUUGCUUUCAUACAAUUACUGUUGAGGAAUGCCAGGGUGCUGCAAAAGAUGGUUAUCACUAACCCAAAUGAUUAUCGGUUGGAGGAUUAUUUCCAAGCAGCUCAAGAGCUUUUAAGCUUUCCCCGAUCCUCUCCUGAUGCAGUAGUUAUCUUCUGCUAGUCAAAAAAUGUACCAGGAAACUUAUGCCUUUUAGCUAGUUCUUCUCCUUAUUAUCGCCGAGUUUGUACUUCUUCCUUUUGUAAGUGGUGGUUGCCACAUCAAACGAAGUCGUGGGCUUCACUGGUUACGAGGAAAGGAUACUAACACUCCGUUUGUUUUCGGGGCGAAACAAACGGAGUAUGCCUAUCUUGAAUUUCUACUCUCGCAAAACGAAUUUUGUGAGAGAGUUGACAAUUGAAGAGUUGUAUCUUGUGUUUCUCCUAAUAUGUAGUUGAUUAUGCACUGAUUUAGUUCAUUGGAACGGCGUUUCUAAAUUCUAG
This is a messenger RNA of Rhododendron vialii, 1964 nucleotides long. RefSeq names its product putative F-box protein At1g49610. The transcript is spliced from 3 exons. Gene Ontology annotation, molecular function: protein binding. Bases 190 to 1644 code for a protein of 484 amino acids. NCBI's taxonomy places the organism in Eukaryota, Viridiplantae, Streptophyta, Magnoliopsida, Ericales, Ericaceae. The record is from RefSeq and is a predicted model, not a curated record.